GAAUGCGGGCCCCGACAGCGCUCGCCGUCUUGCUGGCGGCGAUCUGCGGCUGCGCGUCGCUGCCCUCGUGCCGCUACCCUCGGCACUUCACGGACCACGACUACACGUGCCUGGGAUUCAGCAACGCGUCGGAGCUGGAAGAAGAGAUCCAGCUGCUGCGCGCGGGAGCCCCGAUCCACCUGACGCUCAAGGACAGCCGGCUCGAGCACCUGCCUUCGAGCGCGUUCGCUCACCUGGACGUCUCGGUGCUCGAGCUCAACAACGUCACCGUGGGCACCUUCACGCUCGCCGAGCAGCACCCUUUCGAGGGCUUCGAGGACACGCUCACCGAGAUCACCUUCAGUGACGACAGCACGCUGCCGGAGUCAUGGGCCGUGCUGAAGGAACUGCACAAGCUUCGCGUGCUGGCAAUAUCGGACAUGAGUUCCGUGAAUCUGACCAACGACUUCCACCUACUGCCCCAGAGCUUGCGCGUCAUAGGGGUCACCUCGUCGCAUCUGGAAUACGUGGACGACGACUGGCUGGCCCCGCUGACCAACCUUGAGGUGAUCGCGGUCGUGGACACCUCCAUGAGCUCGCUCAAGAGGUCCAUGCUGCCCAGGCCGGCGCCGAAACUCUGGCGCCUCAUGUUCCACAACAACAGCUUGACCAGCGUCCCGAAGGACCUCUUGCAAGACAUGCCCAAGCUGAUCGCCAUGGACCUUGGCGACAACCUGAUCCGGACGUUUGAUGAGGAAAGCGUCGCGCCAAUCUUCAAGCAGCCGCUCUACGACCUCAUCAUCGCAGGCAAUCCCCUGCACUGCGACUGCAAGCUGCGUUUCAUGCGCGGCCACAUCAAGAACUGGCGCCCUAACCGCUGCCACACGCCGGAGUCACUGAGGGGCCACCACCUCAACUGGGUCACCGACCAGGAACUGGGCUGCCAGAACGCCACGACCCCCACUGUGCCCCCACUGGGACGAUGACGCGAGCCCUUCUUGGUUACAGCGGGAUCAGCUGCGAGGUUGUGGGAUA
Molecule: messenger RNA, 1014 nt
Organism: Dermacentor albipictus
Lineage: Eukaryota; Metazoa; Arthropoda; Arachnida; Ixodida; Ixodidae
Product: platelet glycoprotein V-like
Source: RefSeq, a predicted model, not a curated record